Trichechus manatus latirostris (Florida manatee) is the source of this 1878-nucleotide messenger RNA. RefSeq names its product armadillo repeat containing X-linked 2 (gene ARMCX2). The transcript has a single exon. The coding region runs from base 1 to 1878 and encodes 625 amino acids. Gene Ontology annotation, cellular component: mitochondrion. The record is from RefSeq and is a predicted model, not a curated record. Lineage: Eukaryota; Metazoa; Chordata; Mammalia; Sirenia; Trichechidae.
AUGAGCCGCCUUCGGGAUGCUGGCUGUGUAGCCGCGGGGAUAGUGAUCGGGGCUGGCGCGUGGUACUGUGUGUUCAGAUACGCCAGGGGAAGAGACCAGAAGAAGAAAAGACUGGUCAAGGCCAAACCCAGGGCCGUGGCCGGGACUGGAGCCAAGGCUAGAGCCGGGCUAAGGGCAGGAUUCACAAUCGACCUUGGGCCUGGAUUUGGUCCUCCAGCCCCAGUGCUGGCUGGGGCACAGGACAGGGACCAGGAUGAAGCCUCCACACUGAACGCUGCUGGAGCUGAGGCAGCAGUCCCAGCUGCAGCCAGUGCUGAGGCUCAGAGUGGGGCAGGAAGUCAGGCCCAUGAGGCUGAUGGGGCUGGAGUUGGGCCUAAGGCUGAAACAGUAGUCGCAACUGCAGUGCCUUCUGAAAUGGCACCGCCUCCCAGGGAGGCAGAGACUCCUGGGGCUACAGAGGCUCCCACAAUGCCAGGGACUCCCAAAUUGACAGAAGGCCCCAGUGCAGCUGAGGAUCCUGCAGUGGCACCUCCAGGGGCAGCAGAAGCUGUGAGGGCGAUGGAGGCCCCCAUGGCAGCAGCGCCUACUGAGGUGGCGGAGGCUCCCGGGGUGGCAGCGUCUACUGGGGCGGCAGUGUCUACCGGGGCGGCAGCGUCUACCCGGGUGGCAGUGCCUACCGCUUCUGCAGAGGCUCCCGGGACUUCAGGGUCCUCUAGAACAGCUGCAGUUCCUGGAACAGCAGCCACCAAGAGAGCGACCCCUGGGGCACACACUGGGGCUAUACCCAAGGCCGGGUCAGCGACUGGAGCUGUACCCAAAGGUGGGGCCAAGGGUGGAACCAAGUCCCGUGCUGGAGGCAAAGGCAAGGGCAAGAAAAACAAAGCUGAAGUAGACGAAUUGGGGUUGGGCUUCCGCCCUGGGGAUGGGGCGGCAGUAGCUGCUGCAGCCUCAGCUAAUGGGGGACAGGCUUUCCUGGCAGAGAUCCCUGAUUCUGAGGAAGGUGAGUCCGGAUGGACUGAUACAGAGUCCGAUUCAGACUCUGAGCCUGAUACCCAGCGCAGAGGGAGGGGGAAGAGACCUGCUCACAUGCAGAAGCGCCCCUUUCCUUAUGAAAUUGAUGAGAUCCUGGGUGCCCGUGACCUCAGGAAAGUCCUUACCUUGCUUCAGAAAACAGAUGAUCCUUUCAUCCAGCAGGUAGCUCUGCUCACCCUGAGCAACAAUGCCAAUUAUUCAUGCAACCAAGACACAAUUAGAAAAUUGGGUGGCCUCCCAAUUAUUGCAAACAUGAUCAACAAAACCGAUCCUCACAUUAAGGAAAAAGCCUUAAUGGUCAUGAAUAACCUGAGUGAGAAUUAUGAAAAUCAGGGUCGGCUUCAGGUAUACAUGAAUAAAGUGAUGGAUGAUAUCAUGGCCUCUAAUCUGAACUCAGCAGUACAGGUAGUUGGGCUAAAAUUUUUAACAAACAUGACUAUUACUAAUGACUACCAGCACUUGCUUGUCAAUUCCAUUGCAAACUUUUUCCGUUUGUUAUCUCAGGGAGGUGGAAAAAUCAAGGUUGAGAUUUUGAAAAUACUUUCAAAUUUUGCUGAAAAUCCAGACAUGCUAAAAAAACUGCUCAGUACCCAAGUGCCAGCAUCCUUUAGUUCACUCUAUAAUUCUUAUGUGGAAUCAGAAAUUCUUAUUAAUGCCCUUACUCUAUUCGAGAUCAUCUAUGACAAUCUCAGAGCGGAAGUAUUCAACUACAGAGAAUUCAAUAAAGGUUCCCUUUUUUUCUUGUGCACUGCAUCUGGAGUGUGCGUUAAGAAAAUUCGAGCCUUAGCAAAUCACCAUGACCUCUUGGUGAAAGUGAAAGUUAUAAAACUAGUGGAUAAAUUCUGA